This is a messenger RNA of Artibeus jamaicensis (Jamaican fruit-eating bat), 894 nucleotides long. Its product is annotated as histone H3.1. Gene Ontology annotation, cellular component: nucleosome. The record is from RefSeq and is a predicted model, not a curated record. Lineage: Eukaryota; Metazoa; Chordata; Mammalia; Chiroptera; Phyllostomidae. The transcript has a single exon. Bases 17 to 427 code for a protein of 136 amino acids. Gene Ontology annotation, molecular function: DNA binding; structural constituent of chromatin; protein heterodimerization activity.
UCCUCUGCCGUUUGAAAUGGCCCGGACUAAGCAGACAGCGCGCAAGUCCACCGGCGGGAAGGCCCCGCGCAAGCAGCUGGCCACCAAGGCGGCCCGCAAGAGCGCGCCGGCCACAGGCGGCGUCAAGAAGCCGCACCGCUAUCGCCCGGGCACGGUGGCUCUGCGCGAGAUCCGCCGCUACCAGAAGUCCACCGAGCUGCUGAUCCGCAAGCUGCCCUUCCAGCGCCUGGUGCGCGAGAUCGCCCAGGACUUCAAGACUGACCUGCGUUUCCAGAGCUCUGCCGUCAUGGCGCUGCAGGAGGCGUGCGAGGCCUACCUGGUGGGCCUGUUCGAGGACACCAACCUGUGCGCCAUCCACGCCAAGCGCGUCACCAUCAUGCCCAAGGACAUCCAGCUCGCGCGCCGUAUUCGCGGGGAGCGGGCGUAAGCUGUCCUCUCAGCGUGUGGUGACCUUGAACCCAAAGGCUCUUUUCAGAGCCACCCAAAAUUCCAAUUAGAGCUGUAGGAAAAGUGUAGUAUUUAGUUCCCCGUACCACUUAACAGUGCGCAGCAAAUAGUUGCAGUCUUGUCCUUGAUAUCUAUACUUUGCCAGAAGACGUAAUCAAGGCAGGUUGUAUGUGGCACAGUUUAAACCGAAUUGUUCCUAACUCACCGGGAACCUUUGAGACCACAGCUCCAGUUUCCCACAAGGGCGGAAAUAGGAAAAAUAACAUCUUGCAAAUAAAGGGUUUUGUUAACUCCAUUUGCCACCCACAAUUCAUAAAGGGAUCUGUCUUGGGGCGAUUGGUGAACACCAACUUUCAAAUAGCUCUGCAGCUUUUUCUACACAAAGCUUCAGGUUUGGUGGAGUAAAUUCUCACAACCCAAAAAUUAAUUAAAAAACCACCCAACACC